Molecule: messenger RNA, 3067 nt
Organism: Balaenoptera ricei (Rice's whale)
Lineage: Eukaryota; Metazoa; Chordata; Mammalia; Artiodactyla; Balaenopteridae
Gene: MINDY1
Product: MINDY lysine 48 deubiquitinase 1
Exons: 9
Coding region: 948-2471 (507 amino acids)
Biological process (GO): protein K48-linked deubiquitination
Cellular component (GO): cytosol; cell periphery
Molecular function (GO): K48-linked deubiquitinase activity; cysteine-type deubiquitinase activity; cysteine-type carboxypeptidase activity
Source: RefSeq, a predicted model, not a curated record
CAAGUGCUCAGUCCCUUCCAGCGGCAGGCGGAGGGAAGAGAAAGGGUCUGUUGUUUUUCUCUCCUUGUUUCUCUCCCUCACUGCUGAUCACCAAGCUGCUGACCAGGUCAGAAAGCCCUAAUGGAAAUCCUCCAGUGCUGGGCAGGCUCCUCCUCCUUUGGGGAGCUUGUCCUUGACUGAUUUUUCUUUGUCCUGAUGGGAAAAAAGAGAGAGAGAGAAAGAAGAAAAAAGAAAACCCACAAACUUCCUUUGAAAACCAGCUUGUAGACAGGGCCUGGAGCGCACGCCCUAGACUCGGCGACUCAGAAACCCCGAAGACGCUCUGAGCGACCUGGGAGCACCUGGGCUGCACCCCUGCCUGCCUGCACCCUCCUCCAGUGCCCCCCGGUCGUGGGCGUGAGUCCGGAAGUAGCCACAAUCCAGCCAGGACCGCCGCUCGUAAACCUGGGUAAACCUGUAUAAGCUCUGGCGUUGACAGCUGGAAGGCAGCUGGGACUGUGGCGGCGCCCCUCCCUGUACCCACCUCCGCCAUCGCAUUGCCAGAGUUGAACACCCUUCUAAGUCCUGGAACAGCACCCACUUCUGUAAGGGAAGCUGACGCCACCCAAUGUCUUCAGUCCCACCGGAAUCAUCCCCCCCAAGCCUGAAAGUCCUGUACCCUUGUUGGUCCUAUCUGGUCACAGCAAGUUAGAGGUGAAAGAGCCUGGCCUGGGGCCCUUCUGUUUACCCCAAAGCUGUACUACCUGUAGCCAGGAGUGGCUAACAGACGCUAACCGAGCCUUUUGCACUACAUUCCUUUUCCAAGACUUUUCUGGCUCUGUUUGCGUUCCAGCCCAAUGAUUUCCUUCUUAUUGGAUCGUUCUCUCUUUUGCACAUCAAGCCUAGAUUAAGCCAGUCCCUGAGGACAGUAAAGUCCUUUGGUGGCCCUCAGUUGACCCCUCCUGACCAUGGAACACAAUCAGCCUGAGCAUCCAGUCCGUGGUGAGGCCAGGACUGCAGAGGUGGUCAGCCCUGAAAACCACGAGGUCCUGUCAGAACCCAAUGAGCCCCCUCAGGACAAGGAUGCCGAAGAGGCUGCUGGGGCAGCUGGAGAACAGGAGCCAGUAGAUGAAGCUUUGCUGCCGGCCCAGGGCCAGGAUAACCUCGAGUCUCCUCCACCUGAUGCUAGCUCAAGCCAACAAGGGCCAGCCCAGGGAACACAGCCUGAGGUAGAGACAGUGGGGGCCUGCUCCUGGCCCCAAGAGCUUCCCCAGUCCCCCAGGUCCCGACAACCUGAGCUAGACUUCUACUGUGUAAAGUGGAUCCCCUGGAAGGGAGAACGGACACCCAUCAUCACCCAGAGCACUAACGGCCCUUGCCCUCUCAUCGCCAUCAUGAACAUCCUUUUUCUUCAGUGGAAGGUGAAGCUGCCACCUCAGAAGGAAGUGAUCACAUCAGAUGAGCUCAUGGCCCAUCUUGGAGACUGCCUUCUGUCCAUCAAGCCCCAGGAGAAGUCAGAAGGACUUCAGCUUAAUUUUCAGCAGAAUGUGGACGAUGCAAUGACAGUGCUGCCUAAACUGGCUACAGGUCUGGAUGUCAAUGUGCGAUUCACAGGUGUCUCUGAUUUUGAGUAUACACCUGAGUGCAGCGUCUUUGACCUACUAGGCGUACCUCUGUACCAUGGCUGGCUUGUUGAUCCACAGAGUCCUGAGGCUGUGAGUGCAGUUGGGAAACUGAGUUACAACCAACUGGUAGAGAAGAUCAUCACCUGCAAGCACUCCAGUGACACCAACCUCGUGACAGAAGGCCUGAUUGCAGAGCAGUUCCUGGAGACCACCGCCGCACAGCUGACCUACCAUGGUCUGUGUGAGCUAACAACAGCUGCCAAGGAGGGCGAACUUAGCGUCUUUUUCCGGAACAACCACUUUAGCACUAUGACUAAGCACAAGGGUCACUUGUACCUACUGGUCACCGACCAGGGCUUUCUACAGGAGGAGCAAGUGGUGUGGGAGAGCCUGCACAACGUGGACGGAGACAGCUGUUUCUGUGACUCUGACUUUCACCUAAGUCACUCCCUAGGCAAGGGACCUGGAGCAGAAGGUGGGAGUGGCUCCCCAGAAAAGCAGCGGCAGGUGGACCAGGACUACCUGAUCGCCUUGUCCCUGCAGCAGCAGCCGUCGCAAGGCACAUUGGGUCUUAGCGACCUGGAGCUGGCCCAACAACUUCAGCAAGAGGAGUACCAACAGCACCAAGCCGCCCAGCCCGCGGGAGCACGGGCCCUGUCACCGCAGGUGGGUCUGCUCCCCCUGCCCUUAGCGCUGCCCCUCCAGCGUUCCCACAUCCCUGGCGUGCCACUCCUGCUUCCCCUGGUCCGGACACUUGUUAUUCCUGCCAUGUCUCUUCACGGUUUCCCUCACGGCCUUUCUCCUGUCUGUCCCUCUCCCCUGGGUCCCUUCCUGUCUUUCUCUCCCCACUGCCCCUCCCAAUCCUGACCCUGCUUCCAUCUAGAGUCUCUGUCCUGGGCUCUUCCACAGUUGAUGGGUGACCAACUGUUAAAUCUGAUACAGGGGAGAGGAGCUGCAUUUGGACGCCCAGCUGCCGAGCGUCGGCAAAGGCCGAAGCAAGAGUCCGACUGUGUCCUCCUGUAGCCCCGCUCAGUGCCAGGCUGCCUUGCCUCCGCUUUCAGAGGCUGGGGCUAUUUUGCUUGCUCCCCAGCUCAACUUGAGAUAUGCAGGGUAACUUAUUUAUGGGACGUUGGGGAUCAGAGCAGGCAGUAAAUGCCAAGGUCAGACUUGGUGACGUCUUUGCCCUCACGUGCUGCCUCCUCUUCCUCCCAACCAUCCCGGGCAACAUUGGGGUUGGUGGGGUGAGGAUUUCUGAUUCCCAACUCCCUUUCCCCAGAAUAGUCACAUUAAUAUACAGACUCAGGCUCCAGGGUGAGGUCCCUGUCUAGAACCCAUCUCCCCUACUUUCUGCUCCUGCAGGCCCACCCGUAUCCAUCCAUUUGUUUCAGGGUUUAAUUUUGGGUUUCUAUCUCCAUUAUUUGUAAUGCCUUCCUAGGGGUUUGGAAAUAAAACUUCUUUCCUGA